Molecule: messenger RNA, 1788 nt
Organism: Trypanosoma brucei brucei TREU927
Lineage: Eukaryota; Euglenozoa; Kinetoplastea; Trypanosomatida; Trypanosomatidae
Exons: 1
Coding region: 1-1788 (595 amino acids)
Source: RefSeq, a predicted model, not a curated record
AUGGUGGGAAAGGUAUUUUGCCGCGAUGUUUAUCCCCUAAUGACUGUUUCUCAAAGAGCCCACCUCUGGGCGCUGCGGAACCAGGCGCUGUUUGGUGACGCCCCUGAUGAAUGCAUUGAAGGAUCUGCACAACAGAGCAGUAUGGGAGAGAACCAAGUGGGUCGGGCUCCUAAUGCUCUGACCAUGUCUGUUGACGGUCAGAUUGUGCCGCUGACAAAGCCGCGGUGGUAUGAAUUCACAAAAUGUCUUUACUACAAAACGUGGGUUGGUUUGCGUGGGACAAUAUCUCUCCAGGUUGCCGCUGAAACCUUUUGUUCGGAGUUCUUUUACUUGCUUAAACUUUAUCCCGCACCCUCGAUGCUUCCUGUAAUGGAUGCUGUGCUUCGCACAGCAAACGCCAGGGCUGCCGUUGUAGAGGCAGCAAGUAAGAAAACCUCGAUGAAAUCGAUCACGCCGAAGAAUGGUUUCUACCUGCGUGGCUGCUACGACGACCCGGCAGCGAUUGCCUUUCUGUGGUUGUGCCGCGCGUAUUGUAUCCCGUGCGAAGCGGAGCUUCAACCCAUUUCAGCCAACCACACUCUACGCGACAGGUAUCCCUUUUAUGUGAAGUCUGUGGAGACCAACACAGUAGUUGCCGAACCUCUGGCAGCCUUCUCUCUCUGUGUUGAAUUGUACCUGCCAAAUAGUGAGCACUGGUUUGGUGUGCUACCGGGAACCGGCUCCGGAACGCCGCUCGGAACUCGCGCUGCGCAAAAAAGCAUGUGGUUGGAGUAUAUGCAGUUUGUACUAUCGGAGCUCAGGGAGCCGCUACUCAGGUUCAUAAGAGGUGAAUGCGAGGAAGAUGGGUAUGUCGAUGUGUUGGAGAGAGGGAAUCCUUUGCUCCAACGAUAUCAAAAGGACCGUGUGAAACUUCCUCUCGGUUCGUCAAGGAGGUCGAAGGGUCGCAAUAAGUUGUUGAAACGAAUGAAUACGGGGUUGGCACGUUAUGAGAGGUUUGCCCGGCACUACUACGCCACACAUCCUUGCUCUGUUGUUUCUGUUGCAGAGCUUUUUGUUGCUGCAUAUGCCUACGUGGUGUGUGCUAACCCACUGUGCGAUGAUGUUAUCCCGUUGCAAGAGGCAGUGCCGUCGUCCACUGGCAGAGCUGACGCCCAAAUUCCCUCGCGGUGGUCCCGCCAAGGUUCGUAUUAUAGUGCCAAAGGUGGAAUCGAUUCAAUGCCGGCACAGGUGUCGAGGUCAAACGUUUUGAUCAGCGGUGUUUCAAAAGAGUGCCAGGAGGUUGCUGCACUUAUUCUUAACGGAGCAAGCAAUGAGCAGAGCAAAUCCCUUAUUGGGAGCCACGUGAGUGAAAUCGUUGAGAAUAGUAAGCAAGUGGUUGGGGAGAAGCUGUCGAAUGCAGCAAUGAACUUCCUCGGCCGGCAUCAGCCUUGGAUCAAUGUGGAAUGCAGGACAAAUAUGUUGGCCACCGAAGUGAUCGAUAGUUUCAUCCGCAACCGGUGUAGACCUCUACAGCCAAAGUUGGGGGAACUUCUUUCGCAUGUAUGGUGUAUGGCAAAUGAACAGUGUGAGGGAUUUCCUUUCAUUGUGCUCAAUAGAGAUCUCCGGAAUUUUGUGACGACGUUGACAGGACACACAUCAUCUAUGUUGCAGGAAAUAACUUCAAGGGGCUACGGAGGCGCCGUGUCAACAAUCGCACAGGUGUACUGGGAAAAGUUACGGGAAGUAUUCAACAGAGCACCCACUUCCUCAGAAAGUAGAAUGUAUCACAACUACACGUCAAAGAUGUGA